GUAGGGACGAACAGUUGAUGGCGGCGCGCGCACUGCACGACACAUCUGCCGGCACUGGCUCGCGGACGCGGUAGUGAAAAAAAAAACACGAGUGUUCCAUAUUUGAAAAUUUUAAUUUUUCGAACGCGAACCGCCCCUGUUUGGAUUGAGGAUAAAUAACUGCGCUGAGCGUGACACAGUGAUCCUGUAGACCAAGGAGUUCAUUAUUGUAAUCAUGCGAUUAUCGACAAACUUACAGCUGCUGACAUGCCUGAUCGUGUACGCGUCCAGCGCACACGGCAUCAUGGUGAAGUUCGGCACCAGGGACGGGCCCAUCCUGCCGGAGGUCCCUCGCGCCGCGGUCGCACACGCGCGGCCGAGUCGGACCCCCGCGCCCGUGUGGGAGGAGCGCAGUGGGGAUGCACCCAACCCUUAUGCUAACUGGCGCCCCGAACCCUUCAUACCUCAACCGAGGUACACGCAAGUCAUCUACAACCCUCCAGCCAACCAGUACAACAGCGCGAAGCAUUUCGUCAACGCAUACCUCCCUUACCCGAAGCCAAUUGAAGUGCAACCACCGAAGAUCCUGUUCACACCCUCACAAAUAGUCUCGCAACUGAGCUCUCAGAGUGUUCCUGGGGUCGGCAUCAGAUACUUUGUACCCAACUUCACUCACGUUCAAGUUAAUGAUAGACCAAUAGAGAAAGAGGAGAAUCAGAAUGAUGUAGAGAGAAAUGACGUGAGUGAAGGGAAUGAUGACGCGAACAGGGAGUACAACGAAGCCCAGUGGCAGAGAGAAAAGGAAUCGGCGAAAAGGACCACGAGAACUACUAGUGAACAGGUUCAAGACGUACCCUUCGUAUAUCAAUGGCCGGCGUACGUACCACAUCGGAGACACUAAUUUCAUUAAUAUACUAAUGUAUGUUCCUAAUAUUAAGCCGUUGUCACUCACCGCAGUAGAAUUCAUUACGUAAAGUUCAGUACUAAAACACCGUACACUGUACAGUCAGCAGAAGAGAUAUAUAUGCCACUCUAGCGCAUAGAGUUAAAUUUGAUUUUAUGACUCAUGGGUGGAAGAUAGAUGAAUCGAAUAAUAUUUUAUAGGUAGGUAGGUAACAAACAAUCUACUAUACGUAUUGUAUUUUUCAUGACAGGUAUUACCCGUCAGUGUAUCACAAAAUUAAAGUGUUUGAACUGGGGUAGCAUACAUAUCUCUUUUGCUGAUUGUACCUACCUAAAUUAAAACAACAGAUAAUUGAAACAAAUUAUAAUUUUCCUAUUAGGUAAAAGUGACCUGUUAAAUCAGUUUAAUAUCAAUGCUGUGAUGUGGUAAGAUAAUUUUAAAUAGUAAUGUAAGAAAUCGUGCCAGAUGAUGAUGAAGAUUCUAAGAUCGACAGUGAAUUUAUAAAAAUUGUUUUUUAUAUUUUAUUAUAUAUUAAAGACAUACCUCAGUGUCUGAAAAAAUUAUUAAAGUAAAUAACAGAUUCUGGAUAAAAUUUACAUUUAUUAUUUUCUCAGACACUGUUAUUUUACAGAGCUGUCAAUUUUAAACAUAAGUUAACUAGAUUUAACUUCAAUCUAGUUUGUAUUUUGUUAUUGUUUUACAAUUAUUUCGAGCCUUCUUGCCUUCUUCUCCUUUUAUGAUGAUCAAUGAUCAUUUUAAAACUUCGCAUGAUCAUAAAUUGCAGUGAAGCAAACACGGAAUAUGAUUUGUUUUUACGUUAACACUAUCUAUGAUCACUCUAAAAGCAUAUAACAGACAGUGCAGAAUAAAAUUAUGAGACGAUUCAAACAUUCCACAUGAAUAAAUCAUUUCAUGAAUUAUUUAUUUGUAUAAUGUUAUUGGGCCUUAACCGAAAUGACCAAUAUUUAUAUUUGUAUGUACCUAAUAUUAUUUGUCCUUAGAUACUUCUAAGCAGUUAUUGCAAGUUGCAACAACAUAUAUUAGUAUGGUAUUAAUCUAUAAAUACUGCUAAAUGAUGGACCCCAUGGAGGUUAAUCUAUCUGUACAAAAAAUUACGAGAGCUGUCAUCGUCAGUAGCGCUUCAAAACUUCGUUCCUCGUAAAGUUGUAAGCUAGAGUGACCUCCCAGAUACUCUGUAGUUAUACCUUUGAAUAGUACCUAUUAUGCUAUUGUUGUAAUGAUACUUGACUUUAUAUGGGUAGUUAGGUAUUACUAAGAAAAUCAUGACAAAAUUUCUACUUUCCCUCCGUAUGGUUAAAAAUGAGAAAAGCUUCCUUGUAAAAAUAUGCAAUUACAUCAAACAGUUACGGAACGGAGAGGCCUCUAUACUUAAUGUUGUUAAACAAAAAUGAAUACUUAGUUACUGUUUGAUCAUUUCAUGCUCAGUUAAAUAUUACUUAAGUACUUACUGUUUCUUGAAAAUCUACAAAUAUGUAUAUGUAUGUUGAUGCUGUAAUUAUAACGCUUGUAAAUAUGUAAAAUAAAUACUAAUAAUAUAAAAUAGA
Messenger RNA from Plutella xylostella (diamondback moth), 2448 nucleotides. RefSeq names its product nuclear protein GV1 (gene GV1). Lineage: Eukaryota; Metazoa; Arthropoda; Insecta; Lepidoptera; Plutellidae. The record is from RefSeq and is a predicted model, not a curated record.